Molecule: messenger RNA, 1545 nt
Organism: Tribolium castaneum (red flour beetle)
Lineage: Eukaryota; Metazoa; Arthropoda; Insecta; Coleoptera; Tenebrionidae
Exons: 5
Coding region: 138-1499 (453 amino acids)
Molecular function (GO): histone binding
Source: RefSeq, a predicted model, not a curated record
UUCGUGCAAAUAACGUCAAUCGUGAAAACGUCACUAACCUAAUUUUUGAUAUGAAUAUUUUUAUCAAUUAGUUGUGUGUGGUUGUGUCUAAUAUUAUUGUAUCAGGUCAUUUACCCCCGAAAGUCAAUAAUCAGAAGAUGUUUGAUGAUGAGGUUAUCACUGUAUCUUCAGAUGAUGAAUAUGAGAGCCCCCCUCCCAAGAAAAUCAAGCUAUCAGGGAGCGCUGAAGCCAACAACCUUCUUAAAAAAUUAAAUAGUCUUAGGGACAUCACAGCGAAACCAUGCGAAGAUACGAAGCUCAAAAUCAAUUACAAGGAGGAAAACAACAUAACCAUCGUAAUCCACGAAAAAAGCAAAGAGAACGAAACCAAUAUAGUUAACCUCAUCGACGAUGAGCCUCAAAUUGCCGAAAAAAUCGCUGAGACAAGCCCCAAAGUUGAAAAAUCGACCAAUGGCGAAUGCCUGGUUGUGGGCUCCGAAUCGGAGACGGAGGACCCGCUCCAGGUCACCCCAGAACCGAAGACUGAGCCCCAAAAUUUCGAAAUAAUCAUCAGACCCUCAACCUCCAAGGCUUCGGAAGCGCACACCCUUGUGGAGGAGUUCCUCGACGUUUGCACCAAAUCAAUGAAAGGGUCGAAAUACGCCGAUCGGGUCUUCCCCAAGUACCAAAAAAUGCGCAAAAGCUUCAACAAGUGCGAGGAAAUCCACCAGGACCCCAGCUUCCAUAAAACCUUGCAGGACUUCACGGAGAGCGCCAAAGCCUCUGCCCCCGAAGCGGUGGUGAGCUUCCAGAGGCUCUACUCGUAUUUGUUGGACCACAUCAAGGGCGACAGUGUCGAAGUCCCGGAGGAGAAUCUCCACAAAAUCCGCAAGUUGGAGAAGACUUUGAAAAAAUUGUUGAGGGUUAUCAAGAGGUUGGAGGAGGCCGAAGUGGAUUUUAACGAUGAGGAGGAUUCGACCUACAUGAAGCUGGACCGUUAUACCGACAGACUGAGCAAAGUUUAUAAGAAGUACUGCGAGCUUUUGCAACGAAAUCCGUUUGCUGGGCGGCUUUUGCACGAGAAAAUUAAAUUCGUUCACUCGAACUAUAACGAAAUAAAUCGGGCGGUUACAAAGUCGUACAAACGUAAUAAUUUCCCGACGUAUCGCGACAUUGAAAAGUGUAUAAGGAAGUGUGUCAACGAACACAAUUUGGGUUUGUCGGAAAAUGAGAUAAGGGAGGAAAGCAAGAAUUGUUUCACUAAAAUGGGAAAUUUGCUUCAAAUGAAACGAAAGAAAGAACUGUACGAAGUCCACUGCGGCUUUAUUGCGCUCAACGAAGACCCAGCCAACAAAGACCAAGAACUGAAAGCCAAGUUGCAAGAAAGUAGAGUCUUAGGCGAUCGAAGACUGCAAGAAACCAUCGAAAAAUACGUUCGGAUGCAAGAAAAUAACGUCAGUGUCGAACUAAGUGAGGAUAGUGACGAUAGUCAGUAUGAAAGUACUGACAGCGGCGAAUAAAUUACUUUAUACACUGUUUGCUUUAUAAAUUAUUAUUAUUCUGGUA